AUGGCGUCCGCGUGCGGGGCGCCGGGCCCCGGGGGCGCCGGGCAGGGGGCGGCCCUGGGCAGCCCGGCCCCCGCCUGGUACCACCGCGACCUGAGCCGCGCCGCCGCCGAGGAGCUGCUGGCCCGCGCAGGCCGCGAUGGCAGCUUCCUGGUCCGAGACAGCGAGAGUGUGGCGGGAGCCUUCGCGCUCUGCGUGCUGUAUCAGAAGCAUGUACACACGUACCGAAUCUUACCUGAUGGCGAAGACUUCCUGGCUGUGCAGACCUCGCAGGGCGUACCUGUGCGCCGCUUCCAGACACUGGGCGAGCUCAUCGGCCUGUAUGCGCAGCCUAACCAGGGCCUUGUAUGCGCCCUGCUGCUGCCAGUGGAACGGGAGCGAGAGCCAGAAUCCCCCGAUGACCGUGAUGCCUCAGAUGGGGAGGAUGAGAAGCCCCCACUGCCUCCACGUUCUGGCUCCACCAGCAUUUCUGCCCCCGCCGGGCCCAGCAGCCCCCCACCAGCCCCUGAGACCUCCACCACAACAACUGCUGAGAGCGCUCCCAAUGGGCUGAGCACUGUCUCACAUGAAUACCUGAAAGGUAGUUACGGGCUGGAUCUGGAGGCAGUGCGGGGCGGAGCCAGCCACCUGCCACACCUCACCCGCACCCUUGCCACUUCUUGCCGCAGGCUGCACAGUGAGGUAGACAAGGUACUGUCUGGCCUGGAGAUCCUGUCCAAGGUGUUUGAUCAACAGAGCUCCCCCAUGGUGACCCGCCUCUUGCAGCAGCAGAACCCCGCACAGACUGGGGAGCAAGAACUAGAGAGCCUGGUGCUGAAGUUGUCAGUGCUCAAGGACUUCCUGUCAGGCAUCCAGAAGAAGGCUCUGAAGGCCCUACAGGACAUGAGCUCUACUGCUCCUCCCACCCCGAUGCAGCCAUCCACACGGAAGGCUAAGACGAUCCCAGUGCAGGCCUUUGAGGUAAAGCUGGAUGUGACGCUGGGUGACCUGACCAAGAUUGGGAAGUCCCAGAAGUUCACACUGAGCGUGGAUGUGGAGGGGGGGCGGCUAGUGCUGCUGCGGAGACAGCGGGACUCGCAGGAAGACUGGACCACCUUCACACAUGACCGCAUCCGCCAGCUCAUUAAGUCUCAGCGUGUCCAGAACAAGCUGGGCGUCGUAUUCGAGAAGGAGAAGGACCGGACCCAGCGUAAGGACUUCAUCUUUGUUAGUGCCCGGAAGCGGGAGGCCUUCUGCCAGUUGCUGCAGCUCAUGAAGAACAAACACUCCAAGCAAGAUGAACCUGACAUGAUUUCUGUCUUCAUUGGCACCUGGAACAUGGGCAGUGUUCCACCUCCAAAGAACGUGACAUCUUGGUUCACCUCAAAGGGUCUGGGUAAGACCCUGGAUGAGGUCACAGUGACCAUACCCCAUGACAUCUAUGUCUUUGGGACUCAGGAGAACUCUGUGGGUGAUCGCGAGUGGCUGGACCUGCUUCGCGGGGGCCUCAAGGAGCUCACUGAUCUGGAUUACCGCCCGAUUGCCAUGCAGUCGCUGUGGAACAUCAAGGUGGCAGUACUGGUCAAGCCAGAACAUGAGAACCGCAUCAGCCAUGUGAGCACAUCCAGUGUGAAGACUGGCAUCGCCAACACACUAGGAAACAAAGGAGCUGUGGGUGUCUCCUUCAUGUUCAAUGGCACCUCAUUUGGCUUUGUAAACUGCCACCUCACCUCAGGGAAUGAGAAGACAGCCAGGCGGAACCAGAACUACCUGGACAUCCUGCGACUGCUCUCCCUGGGUGACCGGCAGCUCAGCGCUUUCGACAUUUCGCUGCGCUUCACUCACCUCUUCUGGUUCGGGGACCUCAACUACCGCCUGGAUAUGGACAUCCAGGAGAUCCUCAACUACAUCAGCAGGAAGGAGUUUGAGCCCCUGCUCAGGGUGGACCAGCUCAACCUGGAACGGGAGAAGCACAAAGUGUUCCUGCGUUUCAGUGAGGAGGAGAUCUCCUUCCCACCCACCUACCGAUAUGAGCGAGGCUCCCGAGACACAUAUGCCUGGCACAAGCAGAAGCCAACCGGGGUCCGGACCAACGUGCCUUCAUGGUGUGACCGCAUUCUCUGGAAAUCCUAUCCCGAGACACACAUCAUCUGCAAUUCCUAUGGUUGCACUGAUGACAUUGUCACCAGCGACCAUUCUCCCGUGUUCGCAGCCUUUGAGGUUGGAGUCACCUCGCAGUUCAUCUCCAAGAAAGGGCUCUCAAAAACUUCAGAUCAGGCCUACAUCGAGUUUGAAAGCAUCGAGGCCAUUGUGAAGACAGCCAGCCGCACCAAGUUCUUCAUUGAGUUCUACUCCACCUGCCUAGAGGAGUACAAGAAGAGCUUUGAGAAUGAUGCACAGAGCAGUGAUAAUAUCAACUUCCUCAAGGUGCAGUGGUCCUCACGCCAGCUACCCACGCUCAAGCCAAUUCUGGCUGACAUCGAGUACCUCCAGGACCAGCACCUCCUGCUCACUGUCAAGUCCAUGGAUGGCUACGAAUCCUACGGGGAGUGCGUGGUGGCACUCAAGUCCAUGAUUGGCAGCACAGCCCAGCAGUUCCUCACCUUCCUGUCGCAUCGCGGAGAGGAGACUGGCAACAUCCGCGGCUCCAUGAAGGUGCGGGUGCCCACAGAACGCCUGGGCACCCGUGAGCGGCUCUACGAGUGGAUCAGCAUUGAUAAGGAUGAGGCUGGAGCAAAGAGCAAAGUCCCUUCUGUGUCAGCCAGGGACAGAGGCAGCCAGGAGCCCAGGUCAGCGAGCCGCAAACUAGCCCCUGGAGAUACUGCCUGCCCACUCUCCAAGCUAUUUGAAGAACCAGAACGACCACCACCAACUGGGAGGCCCCCUGCCCCACCUCGAGCAGCAGCUCCCCGGGAGGAGCCCUUAACCCCCAGGUCCAAGCCAGAGGGGGCUCCAGAGCCAGAAGGCAUGGUAGCCCCUCCACCUAAGAACAGCUUCAAUAACCCUGCCUACUACGUCCUUGAAGGGGUCCCACAUCAGCUGUUGCCCCCAGAGGCACCCUCACCUUCCAGGGCACCUGCCCCACCUGCUACCAAGAACAAAGUGGCCAUCACUGUGCCUGCACCACAGCUGGGGCGCCACCGGACGCCCCGUGUGGGAGAGGGGAGCUCAUCUGAUGAGGAAUCUGGGGGCACACUGCCCCCUCCAGACUUUCCGCCCCCACCCCUGCCAGACUCAGCUAUUUUCCUGCCCCCCAACCUAGAUCCUUUGUCAGGGCCAAUGGUGCGGGCCCGCAUUGGGGGUGAGGCCCGUGGCCCACCACCUCCCAAGGCCCACCCGAGACCCCCACUGCCUCCAGGCCCCUCUGGAGGCAGCGCUUUCCUGGGGGAAGUUGCUAUCGGGGAUGAUCGCUCCUGCUCAGUGCUGCAGAUGGCCAAGACACUGAGUGAGGUGGACUAUGGCGCCUCAGGGUCCACCCGCUCUGUGCUCCUGCCCGGAGACCUGCAGCCCUCCCGGGUGCUGCCGUCAGACUAUGGCCGGCCCCUCAGCUUCCCUCCACCUCGCAUCCGAGAGAGUAUCCAGGAGGACCUGGCAGAGGAGGCUCCAUGCCCGCAGGGUGGGCGGGCCGGCGGGCUGGGCGAGGCAGGCAUGGGUGCCUGGCUGCGGGCCAUCGGCUUGGAGCGCUAUGAGGAGGGCCUGGUGCACAAUGGCUGGGACGACCUGGAGUUUCUCAGCGACAUCACGGAGGAGGACCUGGAGGAGGCUGGGGUGCAGGACCCGGCCCACAAGCGCCUCCUUCUGGACACCCUGCAGCUCAGCAAGUGAUCGGAGUGGCGCUGCGCAGCGUGCUGGGAGCCCCGCCCUCUAUACUAAAGCCCCAAAAGAUCCCCGGGGUGGAAAAAUUUUGAGUGGUGGGGCGGAACCUUUGCUUAUUUAUUGGGGAUCGGUGAUCCCUAUGGCCUGACCAUUUGAAGUGCCCUACAUAGGAUGUCCUGUUCCUAAUCUCUUACAUCCAGGGCUCCUGAGGUUGGUUGCUUGGUCUGCUCUCAAUUUCUGGUCCCCUCUUCUAGUGCCUGGGGUUCCUGUGGGCCCCCUCUGGGCCAGAACCACAGUUGGGGAGGGGCCCUACAAGGACCUCUCCCGACCCCCGCUCUGGGGGGUGUCAGUCCGGAAAUGAAGGAAUAGCCCAAAGACUGGGCUGGGGUUUAUUUAAGCUCUU
Suncus etruscus (white-toothed pygmy shrew) is the source of this 4195-nucleotide messenger RNA. RefSeq names its product inositol polyphosphate phosphatase like 1 (gene INPPL1). The record is from RefSeq and is a predicted model, not a curated record. The transcript has 28 exons. Gene Ontology annotation, biological process: phosphatidylinositol dephosphorylation. Lineage: Eukaryota; Metazoa; Chordata; Mammalia; Eulipotyphla; Soricidae. Gene Ontology annotation, molecular function: protein binding; phosphatase activity. Bases 1 to 3801 code for a protein of 1266 amino acids.